GAUAUUUCAAUGGAAUAAAUUACUUAUUAAAGAUAUUUUUUGGGGCAUUUUUUGCCUUUAAUGGACAGGACAGUUAAGUGUGAAAGGGGGAGAGAGAGGGGGGAUGACAUGCAGCAAAGGGCCACAGGCUGGACUCGAACCUGGACCGGACCUGGAUAAAAUAUCACCACACUGCAGACAUUUUACUCCGUCUGUCACCGCACGCUGUUUGAUUGCGUUAUCAAAACACGCCGCUAUUAUUUAGCCUUGCUUUUCACUUAUUACAUCGAAUACCGAAUGUGUUUUUUUUUUUUUUUUUGCAAUAUUAGGUUACCGAAUAUAUUUGGUUAUCAAAUAUUCGGUGCAUCCCUAGUAUUCUGUAUUCUGUACUCUGUAUUUGGCCAAGCAUUUAAUUUUAUUCAGCUUUGGCCACAAAUUUUCAUUUCGGUGCAUCCCUACAGUGAAGUAACCCUUCACAUUUCUGUGGCUUAUAGGUAAUGAGCUGAAAAUGGAGGUAAUCGAAAUGCAUUUGAAUUGCAGUUAAUUAUUUUUCAUAGACAACACUGUAAAAAUUAUAUUAACAAAAGAAUAGCAGUGAUUAAACAAGGCUUAUAGAAAUGGAUUUAAACUUGGGCAAGCCAUUGACCAGCUGAGUAGAUUUUACUUUUAUCUCAUCCAUACCCUUAUUUGUGUGGUUCAUAAUGAUUCUGACUUUAUCAUUGAUAAGUGAUAGUUAGCAUAGUCAGUGUGCUACCUGCAGGAGAUUCAGAGUCUUUGCUGUUUGUGCUGAUCAGUGAAUAAUUUUUUUCCUUCUGUUUUUCUGCACUGCUGUUAAAGGCCACCAAGGUGGAAUUGUCUAAUGCGAUGGACUUAUGCAGCCAGCCUGGAUCUGGUUGAAAUCACCACUCUUCAUCAUCUACUCCCCCUGAGGUGCUCCCUGAGGAAGUGGAACCUUCAAAGGAACCCUUGACUAAAGAUAUGGAGUUAUCCAGCCACACCGGAUCUGGCAAAGCUCAUGAGUCCUCAUCGUCCACUCACCCUGAGGUGCUCCCUGAGGAAGUGGAACCUUCAAAGGAACCCCCGACUAAAGAUAUGGAGUUAUCCAGCCACACCAGAUCUGGCAAAGAUCACCAGUCCUCAUCAGACGAACAGGAUGCACUUCUCGAAGAGACAGAGUUAUCCAGCUACAGUGGAUCUGAUAAGGAGUACCGACCCUCACCAACACCAUCAAGUGAUGGUGAGAUGCCCCCAGAUAAGUCUAAGUCAUCUAGCCACGAUGUAACUGUAAGACCACUGCCUGAGAGAGACUGCUGCCACUCUACAUCCAGUGAAGAGGAAGUCCUGGAAGCUGAGCAGCAAGCAACCAGACGUAGGUCAAGCCAGCCUGGUGAGCAGUUAAAAAAAGGAAAAAGAAAAAAGAAAGUUACAGUUAAAACAACCAAGAAAAGAGAUGGUGGAAGGGCCUGGGAUAAAGCCCAUUACUGCUUAUAUUGCAAAAAGGCCAAUUUGAAGAUGGCAAGACAUUUACAAAGAAAACACAAUGAUGAAACUGACGUUGCACACGCCUUCAGUUUCCCACCUGGCUCCAAACAAAGGAAGGCACUUUUGGAAUCCCUUCGCAAUAAGGGUGACUGGCAGCAUAAUCUUAAAGUCUUAGAAGAUGGAAGCGGGGAGAUAGUGACAUGGAAGCAACCAUCUAAGGGUGCAUCUGUGGAGGACUAUCUACCAUGCCAACAUUGUUAUGCAAUGUUCAAGAGGAGAGAACUCUGGAGACAUAUGAAGUCAUGUAGAGAGAAAAAAGGUGACAAAGUGCAAGGUAAAAGACGAGCACAAAAAGCCUCCUCACAACUCAUUCCAAUCAAGGACUCAUCAGAUGGACUUCAGAAGAUCAUUCAUAGUAUGAUUCAAGAUCAUGUAACCGCUCAUAUCAGGGGAGAUGAAAUGAUAUGCACAUAUGGCAAUGCACUGUUUGCAAAAAAGGGCCGUGAACAAUCUCAACAUAGAUACAUUGCACAGAAGAUGAGAGAGCUGGGACGGUUUUGUUUAGCUGCCAAGGAGAUUGACAAAAGUGUCAAAGGUCUUAAAGAUGUAUGUGAUCCAACAAAAUUUAAGCUUGCAAUUAAAGCAGCUAGGAGAGUUUCAAACUACAGCACAGCUAAGACUGAAUAUGGGAAGCCAUCUACUGCAGUUAAAAUUGGAUUUUCACUCAAAGGGGCAACAGAAACCUGGAUUGGACAUUGCCUGAUGACAUCCGAUGUCUUAAAUGAGAAAAAGGCUAAGAAGUUUAAGGAGUUGUUAGAUUCUUCUUGGUCCAAUUAUGUGUCAACUAAUGCACAUAGUACAAUGGAACAGCGGAAGUGGAACAAGGAUGACUGUGUACCUUUGACAGAGGAUGUUGUUACUCUGCAGAACUAUUUGAGAAAGAUAGAGGAUGAUGCAAAGGCAGAGUUAAGAGAGCGUGUGAGCACUACAGCAUACAAGAUGUUAAGUGAGAGCCUUCUUGCACAAAUAAUAGUUUUUAAUAAGAAGCGUGAAGGAGAAGCAUCACGUUUAACCUUGGAUACAUAUCUUAAAGCAGACACUGGCCCUGUGAAUAAGGACAUUUAUGCAACACUCUCACCAGUGGAAAAACAACUCAGCCAAAAGCUGACACGGAUUGUGACACGUGGAAAGAGGGGUAGAAAGGUGCCUAUUCUGCUUCUCGACCGCACUAAAUCCUCUCUAGAUUUCUUGAUUAAAAAAAGGAGUGAAGUUGGCAUUCUUGAAGAAAACCCGUUUCUAUUUGCCAGGAUCGGUACAACAACCAAUAUUCGUGGGUGUGACUGCCUAAGGAAAUAUGCACAAGAGUGCAAGGCAGGCAAUCCAGAACUCCUUAGAUCAACAAAACUAAGAAAGCAUGUUGCUACCUUAUGCCAGCUUCUGGACCUGGAUAAUCAAGAACUGGAGCAAGUAGCACGUUUCAUGGGACAUGACAUAAGAGUCCACUGUGAUUAUUAUCGUCAAACAGACAAAACCUUUCAGGUGGCCAAAAUUGGAAAGCUCCUCUUUGCAAUGGAGCAUGGAGCAAAGGCACUGAAAGGGAAGACUCUGAACACUUUGGACCCUGUGGUCUUUGGGAAGCAACAUGAAGUCAUCUCAGCCAAGGGUUCGAGAGGAGUCAACGCAAGACAGAUAUCAUUUUCAGACAGACAACUGGAAGCUAAUGAUGAUGGAGCUCUGCCACACCCGUCCCCCACAAGUUCUCGUGUUCAGCGCCGAAAGAAAGCACGAAGACAUGAUGAUGAUGAUGGGAGUGAUGGUGAUGAGAGUGAUGAUGGUGAGGAUGGAGCUCUGCCACAUCCGUCCCCCACAAGUUCUCGUGUUCAGCGCCGAAAGAAAGCACAAAGACAUGAUGAUGAUGAUGGGAGUGAUGGUGAUGAGAGUGAUGAUGGUGAGGAUGGAGCUCUGCCACAUCCGUCCCCCACAAGUUCUCGUGUUCAGCGCCGAAAGAAAGCACAAAGACAUGAUGAUGAUGAUGGGAGUGAUGGUGAUGAGAGUGAUGAUGGUGAGGAUGCUGGUCUGCCACGCCUGUCCGUCACAAGUUCUCAAGUUAAGCACCGAAAGAAAGCUGUGACUACACAAAGACAUGAUGAUGAUGAGGAUGGAGCUCUGCCACACCCGUCCCCCACAAGUUCUCGUCCCCCACAAGUUCUUUCGCGCCGAAAGAAAGCACAAAGCCAUGAUGCUGAUGAAAGUGAUGAUGAUGAGGAUGGAGCUCUGCCACAUCCGCCCCCCACAAGUUCUCGUGUUCAGCGCCGAAAGAAAGCACGAAGACAUGAUGAUGAUGGGAGUGAUGGUGAUGAGGAUGCUGGUCUGCCACGCCUGUCCGUCACAAGUUCUCAAGUUAAGCACCGAAAGAAAGCUGUGACUACACAAAGACAUGAUGAUGAUGAGGAUGGAGCUCUGCCACACCUGUCCCCCACAAGUUCUCGUGUUCAGCGCCGAAAGAAAGCACAAAGACAUGAUGAUGAUGGGAGUGAUGGUGAUGAGGAUGGAGCUCUGCCACACCCGUCGCCCACAAGUUCUCGUGUUCAGCGCCGAAAGAAAGCACAAAGACAUGAUGAUGAUGAUGAUGGGAGUGAUGGUGAUGAUGAGAGUGAUGGUGAUGAGGAUGCUGGUCUGCCACGCCUGUCCGUCACAAGUUCUCAAGUUAAGCACCGAAAGAAAGCUGUGACUACACAAAGACAUGAUGAUGAUGAGGAUGGAGCUCUGCCACACCCGUCCCCCACAAGUUCUCGUGUUCAGCGCCGAAAGAAAGCACAAAGACAUGAUGAUGAUGGGAGUGAUGGUGAUGAGGAUGGAGCUCUGCCACACCCGUCCCCCACAAGUUCUCGUGUUCAGCGCCGAAAGAAAGCACAAAGACAUGAUGAUGAUGGGAGUGAUGGUGAUGAGGAUGGAGCUCUGCCACACCCGUCCCCCACAAGUUCUCGUGUUCAGCGCCGAAAGAAAGCACGAAGACAUGAUGAUGAUGGGAGUGAUGGUGAUGAGAAUGGAGCUCUGCCACAUCCGUCCCCCACAAGUUCUUGUGUUCAGCGCCGAAAGAAAGCACGGAGACAUGAUGAUGAUGAUGAUGAUGAUGAUGAUGAUGAUGAGGAUGGAAACAAGCAACCCACAAACACCACAAGACAGAAGAGGGUAAAGAAAAUUGCAGCUAAACGAAAGUACUAUGUUGAUGCUGAUGCUGCUGAUGAUGAUGAUGGAGAGAGGCAAAACGUCUCAUCCACAAGACCAACUGUUAAGAGACUUAAGAAGACUGCAAAUAAAACACAACACAACGACGACGAUGUUUCAAAAGUGCAAACAAAGCGACCGUGGUCUGUUGAGGAGAGGACUGCAGUCCAGCGAAGGAUGACAAAGUUUGUUGCUCUCAGGAAAGUACCAGCAAAGAAUGACUGCCUGCUCUGCAUCGAGAAAGAGUCUCCAGUGCUUAGCACCAGAACAUGGAAGGAUGUUAAAUACUUUGUCUAUAACGAAAUUGUUAAAGUGAAGAAAAAGCUGGCAUUUUGAAAGGGGUCUAUGACUCAUAUGUUUCUCUAGUGUUUAGAGAUUUGAUGCAGAUCUGUUCUUUAAGAUCCACUCUGCUGGUUACACCUGCCAGUGUUCAAAUUUUGUAUUGAGUUGGCAGUUAUAAGUACCAUGUUUCUAUUGUUUCAUGUCAACAAUAUAGACUAACAAUUUGUUGAGUUUUUCAUUGCAAUUUUGUGCAAUAAAAUUAACAGUUAUGUGCUUGCUUACACUUGCUGUGUUUCUGUCUUUGACAGAUAAUCUUCAAUUUUCCUUUUAAUAAAUAUUCAGCAGUCAAAUAUCGAAAAGACACCCUAUUGAAUUUUGCCUCCUUACAUAAUAAAGUUAUGAAUAAUAAAAAUGGCUAUUCAGAAUAGUCUAAAAUUAAACAUUUCAUUAUUGCAUAUUCAGUAUGCAACUUCACUAUCACUAAAUAAGGUUAAAAUGUGUUAAAGACAGUAUCAUAGUAUGCAAUUAUGCUAAACUUGGCCUCAAUAAACCUCUAGUAAGCAUAUCUCAGUUAAUAUUACCAGUGAAAUACUGUAAAUCAGUCAAGAGUUUGCAGUCCUCACUUUGUUGGUUAAAAACUUUUUCUGAAAACUUUGUGUUUCUCAAAACCUGAAGGGGUGUAUAGGG
This is a messenger RNA of Epinephelus moara (kelp grouper), 5658 nucleotides long. RefSeq lists its product as uncharacterized. The transcript has 19 exons. Bases 958 to 5025 code for a protein of 1355 amino acids. The record is from RefSeq and is a predicted model, not a curated record. NCBI's taxonomy places the organism in Eukaryota, Metazoa, Chordata, Actinopteri, Perciformes, Serranidae.